Closterium sp. Yama58-4 is the source of this 2205-nucleotide messenger RNA. Lineage: Eukaryota; Viridiplantae; Streptophyta; Zygnematophyceae; Desmidiales; Closteriaceae. The record is from the annotation of a GenBank genome assembly.
AUGAUCAUCUCUGCGAUAUCUUCACGGCGAAAAUUUCACAACGGGAUCUCCGCUCCAAGCUCGUCUCGACCAGAGCUUCAGCUUCAAAUGCUUCAGCUUCAAGAUGCUGUUGUCGGCCUUCCCCCGUCGCUGCUGCGGGGAAGAACAAGCCUCACAACCACAGGGACCAUGACCGCUCCCCGGCGGUCUUCACCGGUCGAGUGGGACCUCGUGGCGACCGUCUUGGCGAGACAUGAAGUGCCGCCGUUAAGAUCUUCAAUACGGCGAAGAGACGGUCACCCCCGACGCGGCCACCCCCGUCGCUGCCUCCAAGGGAAGUCGCUGCGGUCACCAACACGGAGACGGUCGAGUGGGAGGACGCUUCAAACGCGAGUUGCGCUUCAAGCUCUGGACCGGCGAUAUCUUCGGCGUGAAGAUCCGAUAUCUUCAAGCUCCACCUGCAAAGUCUUCCAGCACAAUGACUAUCGAGUGGAGACAACCGUUUCUGGUCGCACUUCAAAACCGGAUGAGAGGAUCUACCAUGCUGAUUCAAGGUGCGACCUUCCUCCGACCUUCCUACACGGAGACGAUGUCAAGCUCAAGCUUCUACAAGCUGAACCUACAUCCCAACCCGAAGUCUAUUGGCUCUCGCCGUCAACUUGCCGUCGCCAACGGCGGACAGGUCGGCCGAAUCGGGGCCUCGGCGACCGUCCAACGAUGGCCACUCGAAAGCGACGACCAGCAACGAUCGCCGACGGAGCAACGCGGCCGACGCUAAGUGCAGCAUUCUUCGACGCUGAAGCGCCGUCGUUAAGACCUGAAGCGUCGUCAAGACCUGACACCUCGUGGGAAGGCGUUGCACUUCAAUCGCGGGAUGCUUCAAGCUCCGGACACGAAGUCUUCGCGGCGAAGUCUUCCAACACGAAGACUGGCGAGUGGACGCACUCAAGCCCAAGUGAUGAUCGCCGAUUGUCACCACGCUCCGGUUGCAGAUUGCGAAGCCUCACGUGUGCAUAUCGCCGACUGAUGUUACCUUGGCGAUCAAAGGUCGUGCUUUUGCCGUCGGCGACGAACGAUCUACCGUCAACCACGCCGAUCCUACCGUCAACCCACCGUCAACGACGACGAACCUACCUUGCAAGCGGACGGCGGGGAUGUCAAACGCUCGGCGACGCGGCUAGCGGACGACACAAGCGGACGACGACGAAAGAGCGCACGAAGCACGGCGGACGCCGAGUUGUGACGCUUCUUCGGGCGUCACGGCCGGACGGCACGUCUCGCGGCCGGACGGCGCGUCUCGCGGUCGGACGGCUCGUCUCGCGGUCGGACGUGGCGGGUGGAUGGCGCGUCUCGCGGGCUGUUGGCGAACGGCGCAUACCCCGAUUUCUUGCGAGGAGGAGCGGGAAGAGCGGGAGCAACGGCAAGCUACGAGGACUUUUCUUUCUUGAGCGGGAGGAACGGCAAGCUACGAGGACUUCUUUAAACUUGGAGGAGCGGGAGGAGCGGGAGCAACGGCAAGCUACGAGGACUUAUUUUAAAUUGGAGGAGCGGGAGGAGCGGGAGCAACGGCAAGCUACGAGGACUUCUUUUAACUUGGAGGAGCGGGAGGAGCGGGAGCAACGGCAAGCUACGAGGACUUCUUUUAACUUGUGCAGGAGGAGCGGGAGGAGCGGGAGCAACGGCAAGCUAAGAGGACUUCUUUUAACUUGGAGGAGCGGGAGGAGCGGGAGCAACGGCAAGCUACGAGGACUUAUCUUAACUUGCGCAGGAGCAACGGGAUCGGGAUCAACGGCGCUGGCGGCGACGGGAGGUCAAGUACGAGGACUUCUCAUUCUUGGAGUAACGGGAGCGGGAUCAACGUGGCAGCGACGGGAGGUCAAGCUACGAGGACUUCUCUUAACCUGGACCAGCGAGAGCGGAAGCACGAGCAAUCGCGGGCGCCAGCGGCAGCGAAGUAACACGGGGGUGGUCUCCCUUGCAUGGCGAAGCGGGGAUGGGAGCUCGCGUCGCGGGGUCGCGUGGCGACGCUUCUUCGGGGGAGGCGUUACGCGCGCGCGGCGGAGCAUCGGAGCGCGGUGGGACAUCAGAGCACGGCGCACCGCCGCGGCGGCUCACGGUAAGUUGGUCCCGAGGGAGGCUCCACAUACGUGGAGCGCGGAGUCGGCUGGAGCGAGGAGUCGGAGCGAGGUGCAAGGAGCAAGGAGGAAGGAGCGAGGUGGAAUUUGA